Molecule: messenger RNA, 1063 nt
Organism: Funneliformis geosporum
Lineage: Eukaryota; Fungi; Glomeromycota; Glomeromycetes; Glomerales; Glomeraceae
Source: the annotation of a GenBank genome assembly
CAUUGAUUCUAUAAUAGUAGAUGCAGAGUGUUGGAAACGUCCAAAUCCACUUAAGCCGUUUGAGAAAAAAAUCUCUUCAAUAUGUGGUUUGCAAAAAAAGAUAAAAGGUAAACUGACGGCAGAUGUAGGCAAAGAAUCACAAAAAGAUGAAAUCAAUUCCUUGGCUGCAAAAGAAGCAUUUAAAUUUGAUUUCUCUUGCGGAGUUCUGGAUAAAGUUAUAUAUACCCCAAUAACGGUUAAUGCCACUUUUACCGAUUUUUGUAAAGCUCUUAAUGAAUAUGAUGGUAUGAUCCUUAGAGCAGCGAGCGCGGCAAGAACGAUCCUUUCGCUAGAUGAUAAUAAGGUGGUUAGACAAUAUCCUCAGGCAUUGGCAAAACAAUUUUUGUUGGAACCAACACCAAAGUGGGGAUCCUUUGACAUUCAAGCUUUCUUUAAUGCUCAAGCUGACUUAUUCUUUAAAGGAGACGGUGUGAUUAAAAAAAAGGCUGCCUUGAUGUUUCGAACCUCUUCUGUAAGUACGUUGACGGCUCUACAUAGGGCCUUGAUUACUAAUGGGAUUGAAUUAUCAGCAACAUAUAAAAGUACUAAUAAGCCUAUUAGAGUUGCAAUAAUAUGCUGUUCUUGUGAUAUCCCAGCUGCAAAAAAGCUUUGCAGUUAUAUAUCUGCAUGUAUGGCUUAUUAUAGAUGUUUAAAAAAGCACAAUUUAAUGAUUGUAAUCAACCAAAUUUUGGUGGAUUUGACGAUAUUGAAAGGAAUAUUGAUCAAAUUCGAAAAAAUGCAUAAGAAUGGUUGGGCUGUAAUACUAAAGAUGCUAGAAUUAUUCAUAUACAUAAUACUUCAGUACACUAGUCUAAAAUGUAUUGCAAAAUGGAUCAUAACAGUAUUAUGGAUUAAAGCAGGUCGAUUGAAACAAAAUGAUCUUAAAACAAUGCAAAAUAGGGCUAAGCUAAUAAAAGUUCCAGCAUAUAUUGGCAGGAUUACAUAUAGAAUUGAUAUAGGAGAGGAGUUCUCGAUUUUAUCACAAAUCUGUGAAAAACUUUCAUCCUUGUGUACGCAACUAUGA